UCGGGAUUUCCCCUCAAAUCAUAUGCAGCUGUGCUCUCUAUAAAAUUGUUGGCUGUUUUUAGCUGGCCAGCUAGCUAGCUAGAUCUAGCUGCAUGCUAUGGAGGAUACUGAUGGUGAAGAGAAGCUUCCAACAGAAGACCAACUGCAGCUGUACUUGUGGCAGAGAGCAUCAUUCAUUGAAACUGGUCAUGGUCCAAGUGAUAAGGCAGACUCUCUGAGGCUGAAGCUGGCACAACUGAGUUACUAUACUUUUAAAAAGAAGGAUGAUGGUGAAGAGACUGCCCACCUGGACAGUCUGAGUGAGAGUAUGCUCGAGGAGUAUGGCCAGGUUAUGGAUGAGAGAGAUGAGAGCAAGGGAUUAAACAACUACUCUACAGCUGUAACGACUCUUGCAGCUGGACAUGAAAAUGACAUUAAGACAUGGAAAUCUGAAUUAUCACUAGAGUCAGUAAUGGAAAUGCCAGAGCUAAAAGCAUUGCUAAAUCAACAAAAAGAGUCUUUUUUGCAGAAAGCAAUACCUAUACUGAAACGUCGUGUACCCUUUUGCCACCCCCUUGUCACCACUGUACCUUCCCAUUCAGUAAACACCACAAAUCAAGAAGCACAGAUAAACACUCAGUCGCCUUUCCAGAUAGGAUCUCCAUCUUACCCUAUCAACGUAUUACAUGACAUACAUGGUGGCAACAAAAACACUAGUAAUCAAGUCACUCACAGGCCAGGCCCAGUCGUCAUCCCAGGAUGGAAAGUAGCCAAGCCUUCUCAGAAAGACGAGUUUCGGGGAGCCAAGCGACUCAGGAGGGAAAAAUCUGAGGAUGAUAUGGGGGAGGAGCCGAGGGAACAGGCCUUCAUCACUGCAGGCGAUCAAUAUCAAAUCAACCAGCAGAAGAAAUUUGGAGGUGGUGGUGGAGGAAGGGCUGUCGCUGGCACCAGUUAUGGCACCUCCAAACGAUCUCUUGGAACUAGACGCACAGCUGGAAGCAGGUUUGUACCUCCUGUGAAACAAGAUGGUAGUGACAGUGGUUCUGGAUCAAACUUUUCAAUUCAUGUAACGUCAAAAGUGAUGUCACAUUGUGGGUCCAAUUCUGAAGGAAGCCAACUUCCUCCUGAACUGGAGGGAAAUGAGCGGCUCAAGAGUAUUGAGCCAAGGAUGGUAGAGCUCAUUCUGAAUGAGAUUAUGGACAGCAGUGCCCCUGUACAAUGGGAUGACAUUGCUGGCCUCCAUUUCGCCAAGGAGUCUAUCAAGGAGAUAGUAGUGUGGCCAAUGAUGAGACCGGACUUAUUCACUGGUUUGCGUGGUCCUCCUAAAGGUAUCCUAUUGUUUGGUCCACCUGGUACUGGCAAGACUCUUAUAGGAAAGUGUAUAGCAAGUCAGGUGCAGGCAACAUUCUUCAGUAUCAGCGCUUCUUCUCUCACAUCAAAAUGGAUUGGUGAGGGAGAGAAGAUGGUACGAGCCCUGUUUGCUGUGGCUCGGUGCUACCAACCAGCGGUGGUAUUUAUUGAUGAGAUAGACUCCCUCCUCUCUCAGAGAAGUGACACUGAGCACGAGUCCUCAAGGCGAAUCAAAACUGAGUUUCUAGUUCAGCUGGAUGGGGCAACAACUUGUUCUGACGACAGGCUACUGGUUAUCGGCGCCACUAACAGACCCCAGGAAAUAGACGAAGCAGCACGGAGAAGAUUGGUGAAGAGGCUUUAUAUCCCAUUGCCUGAUGGGCCUGCUAGAAAGCAGAUCAUCACUAACCUUAUGAAACAGCAACCAUCCUCAUUGUCACAAGCUGAUAUUGAAGAGAUCUCGACUAAAUCUGAAGGGUACUCUGGGGCUGACAUGACAAACCUUUGUCGAGAGGCAGCAUAUGGACCAGUGAGAGAAGCUGCAGGAAGUCUGCAGCACAUUAGAGCUGAAGAGAUGCGCCCAGUGAACAUUGAUGACUUUGAAGCAGCUGUAAGAGCUGUAAAACCUAGCGUUUCAGCAAAAGACUUGGACCUUUACCUGGACUGGAAUAGGCAAUUUGGUUGCGGAAAAUGAACCAAUUACUGUAUCAUUGUAUAUAACGUACGUAUAACAUGGUAUAAUAAUAGUGUUACAGUUGUAUUCAAUAAUAGUGUUAUAGUUGUAUUCAAUAAUAGUGUUCAGACUGGAAUUUGGUCUUUGUUC
Halichondria panicea is the source of this 2152-nucleotide messenger RNA. Its product is annotated as fidgetin-like protein 1. NCBI's taxonomy places the organism in Eukaryota, Metazoa, Porifera, Demospongiae, Suberitida, Halichondriidae. Gene Ontology annotation, molecular function: microtubule severing ATPase activity; ATP hydrolysis activity; ATP binding. The record is from RefSeq and is a predicted model, not a curated record. The transcript is spliced from 14 exons. Bases 98 to 2023 code for a protein of 641 amino acids.